This is a messenger RNA of Artibeus jamaicensis (Jamaican fruit-eating bat), 6277 nucleotides long. RefSeq names its product ABR activator of RhoGEF and GTPase (gene ABR). Bases 280 to 3828 code for a protein of 1182 amino acids. Gene Ontology annotation, cellular component: membrane. The record is from RefSeq and is a predicted model, not a curated record. NCBI's taxonomy places the organism in Eukaryota, Metazoa, Chordata, Mammalia, Chiroptera, Phyllostomidae. Gene Ontology annotation, biological process: intracellular signal transduction; positive regulation of GTPase activity; protein phosphorylation. The transcript is spliced from 23 exons. Gene Ontology annotation, molecular function: guanyl-nucleotide exchange factor activity; GTPase activator activity; protein serine/threonine kinase activity.
GUGCGUCCUGCCCCAGGCGGGCCCAGGGCCCCCAGGCGCCCGCCUCCGCCGCAGGCAGACGCUUACGUCAGAGAGGCGAAAACCAGAAGGAGGGCUAGGAAAAAAAAAAAAAAGACACGAGGGCGGAAGGGGAAAAACUUUAUUUUUUUUCUAAUUCUCUCCUGGGGCUGAAGUGAAGGGCAGACGACUGCGCCAGCGCGGUCUUCCGGAGAGAGCCGGCGCGACCCCAGCCGGCUGCGCGGAGGAGCCGGGUCCCGGAGGCCCGAGGGGGCGCCCGACAUGUGGGACCCGCAGGACUUCGAGCGCCACUGGCAGGCCGAGUUCCCCGGGCAGGAGGCGCCAGUCAUGCGGCUCGACUCGGUGCUGGACAUGGAGCGGGAGCUGGAGAGCUGCAAAGUUAACCUGCGGCGGCUGCAACAGGUGCUGGCAGAGGAGAAGUUUAAAGUCUCCUACCUGCAGUCGGCCCUGGCCGGGGAGAAGCGGGACCUCGAGCGCGGAGACGGCGGCAGCGCGGGAGCUUCGGCCGAGGAGCCGGCGCCGGCCGCACUGGAGCGGGCGCCGCCACAGCGCGAGGAGGGCGCAGCGGGCUGCGGCGGAGACCUCCCCGCACCCGAGCACCCUGUGCCGGAGGUGGCCGCCAGGGCCGAGACACCUCCGUACGUGUGCCUGGACCUUCCGCCCUGGCCGGUGGCGGCGGGGGCGGGGGGCACCGUGCGCAGUUUGACCGCGGCCAUCCACCAGCAGCUGCUGCAGCCUCGCAUCCUCUUCAGGUCCCGGGAGGACUGUGCGCCCCCCGGCCCCGAUGGCACAGUGCCCAGAGCCCCAAGAGAGGAGCCGUCCUCUGGGACCCGUGCCGGGCGGGGCUCAGAGGAGGGCGAGCCGGACGCCUCGGGCGGGGACGAUGGGGGUGACAGCAGUGACCACGACUUCGAGAUGGUAGAUUUAAACGAGAAAUUCGUCCUAGGCCACUUGCUCGUGGCCCCCUGCCGGCUCGGGACCCGCGAAGAGGCCGAAAAGCCGGCACGGGCGGGCAGCCCCCAUCGCUGGAUGCACCUGAUCCCGGGGGGCUGGCGGCAGCAGCGUCGGAGCCGCGACCUGGAGCAGCUGGAGUCGGAGGCCAAGGACGGGCGGGGCUCGCCCACAGCUGCGGACGAACCCUCCAGGCGCGGGGCCCGAGAGCACCUUCCGCCGUGGCGGCGCAAGAGGUUCCUUCGGGUGCCGGAGCGGGACUCGCCCAGCCACAGCUCGCCGGAAAGGGGCAGUGACUGCAGCCACAACAGCUCGGACCACGAAGACGGCUCCUCUGCAGACUUCAGCUACGGGGCAGACGACUACGACGGUGAGGGGAAUGAGGAGCAGAAGGGACCCCCGGAGGGCUCAGAGACCAUGCCGUACAUCGACGAGUCGCCCACCAUGUCACCCCAGCUCAGUGCCCGCAGCCAGGGCGGCGGGGACAGCAUCUCCCCCACCCCGCCAGAGGGGUUGGCACCUGGGGUGGAAGCCGGGAAAGGCCUGGAGAUGAGGAAGCUGGUUCUCUCAGGGUUCCUGGCCAGCGAAGAGAUCUACAUUAACCAGCUGGAAGCCCUGUUGCUGCCCAUGAAGCCCCUGAAGGCCACAGCCACCACCUCCCAGCCCGUGCUCACCAUCCAGCAGAUCGAGACCAUCUUCUACAAGAUCCAGGACAUCUACGAAAUCCACAAGGAGUUCUACGACAACCUCUGCCCCAAGGUGCAGCAGUGGGACAGCCAGGUCACCAUGGGCCACCUCUUCCAGAAGCUGGCCAGCCAGCUUGGCGUGUACAAAGCCUUCGUGGAUAACUAUAAAGUCGCUCUGGAGACAGCUGAGAAGUGCAGCCAGUCCAACAACCAAUUCCAGAAGAUCUCCGAGGAACUCAAAGUGAAAGGUCCCAAGGACUCCAAGGAGAGCCACACGUCAGUCACUAUGGAAGCUCUGCUCUACAAGCCCAUUGACCGAGUCACCAGGAGCACCCUGGUCCUACAUGACCUGCUGAAGCACACACCUGUGGACCACCCGGACUACCCGCUACUUCAGGAUGCUCUCCGCAUCUCCCAGAACUUCCUGUCCAGCAUCAACGAGGACAUUGACCCCCGCCGGACUGCCGUCACAACACCCAAAGGGGAGACGCGGCAGCUGGUGAAGGACGGCUUCCUGGUGGAAGUGUCAGAGGGUUCCCGGAAGCUUCGGCACGUCUUCCUCUUCACAGAUGUCCUACUGUGUGCCAAGCUCAAGAAGACAUCUGCAGGGAAGCACCAGCAAUAUGACUGCAAAUGGUACAUCCCCCUGGCCGACCUCGUGUUUCCGUCCCCGGAGGAGGCGGAGGCCAGCCCCCACGUGCACCCCUUCCCAGACCAUGAGCUGGAGGACAUGAAAAUGAAGAUCUCUGCCCUCAAGAGUGAGAUCCAGAAAGAGAAAGCCAACAAAGGACAGAGCCGGGCCAUCGAGCGCCUGAAGAAGAAGAUGUUUGAGAAUGAGUUCUUGCUGCUGCUUAAUUCCCCCACAAUCCCAUUUCGGAUCCACAAUCGGAACGGAAAGAGCUACCUGUUCCUGCUGUCCUCGGACUAUGAGAGGUCAGAGUGGAGAGAAGCGAUUCAGAAACUACAGAAGAAGGAUCUCCAGGCCUUUGUCCUGAGCUCGGUGGAGCUCCAGGUGCUCACGGGAUCCUGCUUCAAACUUAGGACUGUCCACAACAUUCCUGUCACCAGCAAUAAAGAUGAUGACGAGUCUCCAGGGCUCUAUGGCUUCCUUCAUGUCAUCGUCCACUCUGCCAAGGGGUUCAAGCAGUCAGCAAACCUGUACUGUACCCUGGAGGUGGACUCCUUCGGCUAUUUUGUCAGCAAAGCCAAAACCAGGGUGUUUCGGGACACGACAGAGCCCAAGUGGGAUGAGGAGUUCGAGAUUGAGCUGGAGGGCUCUCAGUCCCUGAGGAUCCUGUGCUACGAGAAGUGCUACGAUAAGACCAAGGUCAACAAGGACAACAACGAGAUCGUGGACAAGAUCAUGGGCAAAGGGCAGAUCCAGCUGGAUCCACAAACCGUGGAAACCAAGAACUGGCACACAGAUGUGAUCGAGAUGAACGGGAUCAAAGUGGAAUUCUCCAUGAAGUUCACCAGCCGAGAUAUGAGCCUGAAGAGGACCCCGUCCAAAAAGCAGACCGGCGUCUUCGGCGUCAAGAUCAGUGUGGUGACGAAGCGGGAGCGCUCCAAGGUGCCCUACAUCGUGCGGCAGUGCGUGGAGGAGGUGGAGAAGAGGGGCAUCGAGGAGGUCGGCAUCUACCGGAUAUCGGGCGUGGCCACGGACAUCCAGGCGCUGAAGGCUGUCUUUGAUGCCAACAACAAGGACAUCCUGCUGAUGCUGAGUGACAUGGACAUCAACGCCAUCGCUGGCACCCUCAAGCUCUACUUCCGAGAGCUGCCCGAGCCCCUCCUCACAGACCGACUCUACCCUGCCUUCAUGGAGGGCAUCGCCCUGUCAGACCCUGCUGCCAAGGAAAACUGCAUGAUGCAUCUGCUCCGCUCCCUGCCCGACCCCAACCUCAUCACCUUCCUCUUCCUGCUGGAACACUUGAAAAGGGUUGCUGAGAAGGAGCCCAUCAACAAAAUGUCCCUUCACAACCUGGCUACCGUGUUUGGCCCCACGUUGCUGAGACCCUCAGAAAUGGAGAGCAAAGCACACCUCACGUCGGCUGCGGACAUCUGGUCCCAUGAUGUCAUGGCACAGGUCCAGGUCCUCCUCUACUACCUGCAGCACCCCCCCAUCUCCUUCGCAGAACUGAAGCGGAACACACUGUACUUCUCCACCGAUGUGUAGCCCCGGGUGGGAGCAGCUGUGGAGGUGGCCAACCAGCCCCUCCAGCUGGGGGACCCAACACAGACUUGAAAGACUACAAUAGAAGACUCCCAAACCCAGCACUCCAGACUCCAAGGGACUCGGAUUUCCAAGAACUGGAACACGUGCAUCUUUCGUGCCACCUUGUACAGAGCCAGCUGACCCGCCCCCAGCCUCACCGCCACGCCCCGGGCCCCUGCCCUCUGUUCCUCUAGUUGCGUCUAAUGCUCCACGCCGUUCGGGAAUUGUUUUAUGUCUGUCUGUCAUGCAGAAAAGGUAGUGACUGACCCGGUGUGGGCAGAGACGGCCUGCUUUGUUCUUUCAUUUCCUCCAACACUUUCUUUCCUCCUGAGUCCAGUCCAAGGGCUUUUUAUUUGGCGUUUGGUGACCGCUGCCAGCUUAGCCUCUCUUGGCCCCGCUCCCAGAUCGCAGUCUCCUGGCAGCCUCCCCCCCCCAGCCUGCCCGCAUGCAUGUGCAGCCUUGGUUUUCGCUCCAUCACAGUGGAAGCUCUGAGGAGGCCCUGCCCUCGCCCUCCCGCUGUGCAAGCGCACCUGCUCGCCUCGCCGCCGUGCCAGUGUCGGACAAGGAGACGGACUCGCACUCCUUCUCGGCUUAGCACAGAGCUGGAAAGUGGAUUUCUGGAGUGUCCCACCUGAGAAUCCCCAUUUCUGGGUUUGUCUCUUCUGUCUCCUGCCCACCGGUGAGGCAUUUUGACUGUUUCUUCUACUGCUUCUCAGUUUCUUUCCCCGCCACUUUCUGCUUCCUUUGAGCGUGAAGACUCUCGAGUGACCUGCUACAUCGCCACGGGGAGAGGAAAGACUUGGGGGAGGUGAGGGAGGCGGCCACUGAUGCAACCACGGGUCAGGCAUGGGAGGAAGGCCACACAGCACCGGGUGUCAAGUGGGGGGGGGCCGCUGUCGGCAGUGAGUUGUCGCAGCUUUUGUGGGGGAGCUGGGCCUCCAGGAGGGCGGCUCGGAUGGACGGCUGAAGCAGGUGUCCAGACACGGGCAGGCUCCAUCCAGAAACUGGCCCUUCUGGCGCCUCUCGUACCUCGUGGUACCUUUGCCUUAGACUUUACAUUCCCCACAGCCAAGCACUGCCACGGGGCAGCCCUAGCGGCCAUGUGUGCUCCCGGGCCUGGCAAGGGCGGGUGUGGUCCAGCGGUAGCCAGCCCUCGGGGUGCUGCCUCCCCACCCCGGCUUCUCCGUGCAGCCUUUCGGACGAACUUUGGGAACUCAAGAAGCUGGGGAAGCCUGAGGGGUUACAGGUACCACCUCCUGGAAUUGGGUCUUGCUGGAGACCCUUAGUGUUGAUGCUCUGCUCCAAAGUCAGGGAUCAGCAGGUCCCAUUCCCAACUUUGCGACUCGUUGCUCGGUACCAGAAAGGAAUGAGAAGUAUAGCCAAAUGCUUGUUUCUUCCCUUGUGAGCAGGAGCGACCAACCUGGAAGGGCAGACACUCCUGGGCUGCAGGGGACUGAGUUGCAGUACAAGCUCCCUGGCUCUCCUGUGUGGCAGAGAGUAGAUUCCCGGCUCUCAGGACUAGAGAGAACUGCUCUUGUAGCUUGAGCUCAGGGCUAAGUUUUAAAGAAGGGUCGGUUGGCCCUAACGCCGUAACGCUUGCUCAGUGAGAAGCGGGGCCCUUUCUGAUCUUGUUUACACCUGUUGCCCAAUCUUGGGCAGAAUGGUACACAUUCUGUGCACAUCAGAUGAAAGAGAUGCCCGAGAGGAGGGGAAAUACUGGCCACUUAGCUACCUGUUAGCAGCUUAGCUAGGAGCCCUGCUCCCUGAGACAGGAGAUGGGGAAAGAACUUGAACCUGAAGGUCGCAGCAUCUGCCCAUCCCUGGAGUCUCUGCUUGGCACUCAGGAGUCGGUAUGUGGCAUGGGAGGCUCUUGCUUCCAAAGCCAUUGAUGGUAAUGAACUGGAGGCCCAGCUUGAGCUAGUUACAGCCAAACUUAGGUGCCUCCCACCUCCCCCAAAUAAGGGGUGUUUACUUAGUGUCAGGUAGCUACUGCAGCCCCUGAGCGUAGGCAGUGCAAUGGGAGGAAGGCUAGAAAGACUGAGAAAUUCGAAAGGCUCAGAAUGUUUAUAAAUUCUACCCUCAGAGUGGAGGGGGCAGGUACCAGACCUGGACUGAGCUGCAGCCCAUGGAUUCUCCCGAGAAGUGGGGACUGUGUGUCCCAGGACCCCCAGCCCCUCUGCCCAGCAGAUAGGCCACAGCAGUCCCGGUAGGCCUGUCCUUGCUGGCAAUGACCGCAGGCUGCUGGGUUUUGCUGAUACAGGUAGGAUGGCACCCUUCAUUAAUAUUUGACUUUAAUAAGUUGGUAAGGAUAUAUUUUUUGUCUAUGUUCUGUUUCAACUUAUGUAGAUUAUUAUAAAUUGAUGUAAACCACAUGAGAGAAAAUGUUAAUAAAAAAAAUGCAAAGCCCCAA